Messenger RNA from Marmota monax (woodchuck), 3983 nucleotides. It is a transcript of the gene Ifit2, whose product is annotated as interferon induced protein with tetratricopeptide repeats 2. Gene Ontology annotation, molecular function: protein binding. The record is from RefSeq and is a predicted model, not a curated record. Gene Ontology annotation, cellular component: cytosol. Lineage: Eukaryota; Metazoa; Chordata; Mammalia; Rodentia; Sciuridae. Gene Ontology annotation, biological process: defense response to virus.
UCAACCGCAGAGAAACAGGAAGAGUAACUGCCGGCUUGCUGUUAUAUAAGAGUCUCUCCAGCGUCUAUCGGAGGCAGAGGAGGGAAGUUUCUGAAGCGCACAGCAGCCUGAACUUGCAGCCCUUCAGCACAAUGGAAAACUGCACGGCAACCACCAGUGAGAGCACUAUGGAAUCUUUGGCAAACAGCCUACAGCAAUUAAAAUGCCAUUUCACCUGGAACUUGAUGGAGGGAGAAGAGUCCUUGGAUGAGUUCGAGAACAGAGUGUUCAACAAGUGCGAGUUUCAGAACAAUGAAUUUAAAGCCACAAUGUACAACCUAUCGGCCUACAUAAAGCAUCACAGAGGCCAACAUGCAGCAGCCCUGGAAUUCUUGGGGAAAGCUGAAGAGUCAAUCCAGGAAAAGUAUCAAGACCAAGCAGAGAUCAGAAGUCUGGUCACCUGGGGAAACUAUGCCUGGGUCUACUAUCACAUGGGCCAAUUCGAACUGGCUGAGAGCUACGUGAACAAGGUGAAACACAUCUGUGCAAAGUUUUCCAGCCCCUACAGAAUUGAGAGUCCUGAGCUUGAGUGUGAGGAAGGAUGGGCUCGGUUAAAGUGCACAAAAAAUCAAAAUGAAGGAGCAAAGAUGUGUUUCCAGAAGGCUUUGGAAAAGAACCCAAAGAGCCCAGAAGCCACCUUUGGAUGGGCCAUUGCGAGCUACCGUUUGGAUAACAGGCCACCAUCUCAGAACUCCAUUGAGACCCUGAAGAAAACCAUGGAGCUGAAUCCACACAAUCAGUAUGUUAAAGUCCUCUUGGCUCUAAAACUUCAAGAGGUGAAUGAAAAGGAUGAAGGAGAGAGCUUAGUUGAAGAAGCCUUAAAGGAAGCUCCAGAUGCAAUGGAUGUAUUGUGCACUGCAGCGAAGUUUUAUAGAAAAAAACCUGACCUAGAUAAGUCUAUAGAACUGCUAAAAAGGGCCUUAAAACACACGCAAGACAAUGCCUACUUGCAUUUCUACAUUGGGUGCUGCUAUAGGUCAAAAGUCCUUGAAACAGGGAACAGAAGACAGAAUGAAAAUGUCUGGGGAAGAGAGGAGUUACAGAAACUAGUAAGACAAGGGGUGGAUCACUUAAAGAAAGUUGAGAAAAAUGAAAAUUUCCAGCAUAUCUGUAGCUAUAUUGCUGCUCUCUAUGCAAUAGCAGGUCAAUAUGAAGAAGCAGACCACUACUUCCAAAAAGAAUUCAGGAAGGAGCUUACUCCUGUGGGUAGACAAUUGCUCCACCUGAGGUACGGCAAUUUCCAAUUGUAUCAAAGGAAAUGCAAGGAAAAGGCCAUCCACCAUUACCUAGAGGGUCUGAAAAUAAACGAGGAAUCAAAGGAGAAAGAAAAGAUCAAAAUCAAACUGCAAAAGAUUGUCCAAAUGACUUUUCUAAAAAAUGAAGCCGAUUCCGAAGCUUUGCAGAUCUUGGCAUUGCUUCAGGAGUUGAAUGGAGAAAUGCAAAGAGCAGAUGAAGACUCUGGGAGGGAGAUGGACUCAAAGCUUCAUCCCUUCAGACAGAGAAUGAGAUACAGGGACUCGGUGCCCAUAGAGCUUCAGCUGGCACAGGGCUGAAAGCCCUCCACCACAUUGUUAUUCAAAAUAGUUAAAUGACUGGUGUGGCACAGCAUGGACUAAGACACUGGCCAUAGACCUGGAUUGGAGUUAUGGGAGAACUCUGCUGUGCCAUCCACAGCUCAACUCCAUAUUCAUUCUCUCCGUGUCUCUCUCCCUCUCCCUCUCCCCUGCCCCCGACUCUCUCUGCCUUCUUCCUCUUGUUCCCUAGGCAAUACUCAAUGUCAAGUGUCCAUGCAGCAUGAAUUCCAUUUUCCUGUUAACCAUGGUAGAAAUGUUGUUUGAAAAAAAGUGAGAGUAAAGACCAAGUCAAAUCCAGAAGGGGCCUGUCUAGGAGACCAUCAAGCAGCCACAGUUCAAGACUUUCAGGAUGCCCGUGGGAAGAUUCUGCCUCCCAUCUGCCCUCCCUAAAAUUGUAAUACAGCAUGUAAAUAAGAAAAAGGAAUUCUGUACCAAAUGUGUCAUUUAGAAACUGAAAUAUACAGUUCUUUAAGACCUCUGUGGAAAAGCAAAUGUCUCACACAGGAUAAGCAAAAGAGAGAGAAGGGAGUGCUGGUUUCUCUUUGUAGAUUGUAAUCACUGAAAGAAAUAUUUACUAUUGAAACCACUGUUAGGAAAAUUUCUUUGUAAUUGCUUUCUUCAAAAAUGCCUUGCUGAACUCAGGUUUGAGAUGAUAGGAGAGCAGCUGAAUAGAAGAAUAACUUAGUGACUAAAGGCCUAGUGGAAAGUCUUAAGGAAUUAACAUUGACAAUGAAUGGUGGGAUUUUUUUUUUUCCUUUAAGAAAUAUUGCAUAUUAGGUGAUAUAAACACUUCUUUUAACUCUGAAAAUCUUCAUAAAUUUAAGUUUCUAUUAGAAUUUGUGAUUAAACAAUUAAAACGGUAUGUAAAAUUCAACAUUUUUUUAAAUUAAAAAUUUCAACUACUGGAACAAUAGUUCAUGUGUUGAAAAUAUAUAUAUUUGAGAUCAUCAGUGUACACAGUUAAAAUUUCUGAAAAAAAGUCAUAGGUUUUAUUAACAAAUAAAUUUGAGAUUAGUGUUCUGGUUUAUCUGAAAUUUGGUUGUAUCUUAUGUCUUUUUAUACUUAACUUCUGAUAAGUAAAAUAUUGUGCUGAGUAUGAACUGGCCCCAAAUAAGCUACACUAGUCUGAUAUCAUAAUCACAAAUAGAACAGCCUUAGGAGACGAGGGCUUCUAUUUAUACCCAUCACCUACCACAUGCACACAUGUGCACACAAACACCCUGCCCUCCACAUUGACAGGGUGUGGGGUGCUGUCCGUUUCUCUGUUCAAUCUUGUGCUUUUUGUCAUAUUCUCUCUUCCAACCUCUAUUAUGAGAGAUGAGGAAGUGUCACUAAUUCUGUUUAGUCCUGGAGGCAAUCCAAAUAUGUGUUGGAGUUUUCCUUAUUAUGUAAAUAAUAGAAAGAGACAUGAAGCCCAAAAGUUUCUCUUCCUUUUCAAAAGCUCUCUAGUGGAAAGUGCAAGCCAUAGAGGCACAAUGAUAAACUCACUCCAUCAGACAAGGGGAAGUUUCAGCUCAUUUUACCUAAGUAACUGAUUAUUUUGUCUGGUCCCCAGGGAAGAAAACCAGGCGUGUUCUUGAUGAAAGGCAAGACAGAAGACCAUUAAAACCUGUGUGUGCUAAGGAAAGUUUAUCAGGCAUGUGUAAUCUUCUUAUUGCAUGUCACAUCCCCAAGCCCUUGCUGAAACAGGACCCUGAGAGGGUAAAUGGGGGAAAGGGUAGAGUAAAAAAAUAAAUAAAUAAAAUAAAGGUAUUAUGUCCAACUACAACUAAAAAUUAAAUACUAAAAAAAAGAAUAAGCAUUAUUAAUGUAAAAUGUGCCACCUCUUUGGAAAACCAUUGCAAUCCUCAGGUUGUUCACCAAAUCCAUUCCCAGAUACACACCUAGGAGAAGUGAAAGUUUCCUAGAGGAAACUUGUAUUGAACAUGAAUAUUCAUGACAGUCAAAAAAUUGAACCCAUCAACUAGCAUAUGGCUAUCUUAAAUGUGGUAUAUCCAUACAAUCAAAUUUUGGGGGCAACUAAAACAAGUUAAAUACUUACUGAUACAUGCUAAUAAAGCAUACAUGAACCUUAAAAUCCUUAUUUUUAGUGAAAGAAGUCAGACACACAAAGUAUUAUAUGAUUUUGUUUGUCUAAAGUUGGCAAAAAUAGAUUAGUAGGUGCCUAAGGCUGGGUGUGGGGAAGAUUUAGGAUGAUAGCUAAAGGGUACAGGGUUUCAUUUGGGGAUAAUGAAAAAUCUUCUAGAAUUGUAGAAUUGUAUAUUUUAAAUGAAUGAAUUCUAUGGUGUGUGAAUUAUACUUCAACACAGCUGUGUUGAAGAAAUGAUUGCUCGUUUCAAGUGUAUAAAAUAAGAAAACUUUCUUUUGUCA